Messenger RNA from Lecanosticta acicola, 992 nucleotides. The record is from the annotation of a GenBank genome assembly. NCBI's taxonomy places the organism in Eukaryota, Fungi, Ascomycota, Dothideomycetes, Mycosphaerellales, Mycosphaerellaceae.
AUGGCCAAGACGAUAUUGCGAGACGCACUGUCUGGUCUUGCGUUUCUGCACAAGCAUGACGUCGUUCACGGCGACUUUCAGCCUGGAAACAUCUUGUUCUCCCUCAAGGAUCUGGACGCUGUCGGGGAAGAGAAGCUAUGCCAGGAUCCAAGCACCAUAUCGGAGCCGUUAUGUCGGCUUGAUGGCAAACUGGAUCCUUGGGCGCCAAAGUAUCUCGCAUUAGGUCAAUCACUGCACGGCUAUGUGGAUAUUGGAUCUUCGGCCUCGGCGAAAUUAUCUGACUUCGGCUCAGUUACGCCCAACCUCAUCUCAGACCUUUCAAAACCGCCGGGACGAAGCUAAUUCUUUCUUUAGCAUUCUAUGCCAACGCUCCACCUCCUUAUACCGUCACUCCUGUGGCUCUCAGAGCUCCAGAGCUGAUAUUCAACGAGACUCCAUUUGGUUCUGCAAUCGAUAUCUGGGCCUUCGGAUGCUUAGUCUACGAAUUCGUCACAGGGACGCGGCUGUUCGCUGUCGAUUUGAUUGGGGAUGAUGAGCAAGAUGAUGCAGAUGAUGAUCAUAUCUUGGACUUGACCGAUGUGAUCGGACCGCUACCGGAGCGCUUCAUGUCAAAGUGGACACGGCGUGACAGGUGGAUCGGUCCCGGAGGCGAGCGGCUCCAGCCUCGCGAGGACGUCAGCAUGGACGCUUAUUCCGACGGCGAUGACGAGCUUGAGGACCCAGAAGACCUUGAAGAGCCUGGACAAGUCGAAGCGCCUGGGGACUCCGUAGAGUUUGACGACGAUGAACCCAUGGCGGAUCAGGAUGAUAUGCCCGAGGAACCUUUCAUCAACGAGUCUUUAGAAGCGCAAUUCGAUCGCAACAAACCGGAUGACAUUGAUGAAGAGGAAGGCAGAGUGAUUACGGAUCUGAUCAGAGAGAUUCUCCAGUGUGAACCUGACAAACGACCGACGGCUGAGCAUUUACUGCGCCAUCAUUGGUUCAACAGCUAA